GUCUCAAUACAACGCUCGCUGCGUAAUUUUUUAGAUUUCAAGAUUUGAUGUAAAAAAUGUUCUGGCGUCUACUAACCCAUAGUUGCCGUAUUUGGCGGGCUUGUUGGCUAUGUAUUGUCAAAAUCGGCAUCUCCCCCGAAAUGCCUCCAACAUUUCGUCAAUUGUUACGUAAAAUCUCGGAGAAUAAGCUUGAUUACAAUUUGUUUAUCUAACCCGCGGCCGAACGCCAUCACUCGCGUGCUAGACUGGAACUAACAUUAUGCGAUUGCGGCUCUAAAACAAAAUAGAUCCUCCCCACGACCACAGAUUCACAUAGUAGAUUAGUUUGAAGGAGUAUUC
Messenger RNA from Acanthoscelides obtectus, 339 nucleotides. The record is from the annotation of a GenBank genome assembly. Lineage: Eukaryota; Metazoa; Arthropoda; Insecta; Coleoptera; Chrysomelidae.